Messenger RNA from Onychostoma macrolepis, 1839 nucleotides. It is a transcript of the gene rsph3, whose product is annotated as radial spoke head 3. The transcript is spliced from 9 exons. Lineage: Eukaryota; Metazoa; Chordata; Actinopteri; Cypriniformes; Cyprinidae. The record is from RefSeq and is a predicted model, not a curated record. Gene Ontology annotation, cellular component: cilium. The coding region runs from base 426 to 1424 and encodes 332 amino acids.
UCCCUAAGAAAGUUUUAAUUAUAAUUGAAUUUAUUUAAAGAAAGAGCCAUUUGUUCAGUAAAUCAUUGUUAAAUUUGAUUAGAUCGCUUAUAAUUACACAGGCCUAAUAGGGACACUUUAAAAUAGAGUGUAACCAAAAUGUUGUAUUACAAUUGAAGACAUGACCAAUUUUAACGUGUAUGAUGGGUACAGUACCCAUCAUACCCAGGGUAUUGGUUUGAAUACACACACAGAAGACCUAAAAAAAUUGCCUAACCAAACCGGAAGUAAACAAAGCGGACCACAGUUGUUGGAUACAGUCGCCACGGUAACAGUAACAACAACUGUAACAGUUACAGAUGGGGAAACGAGUCCAGCUCUCAACAGCCAAAAGUUAAUGAUUCCAGCCUUCAGUAACGCUUUUGAUAUCACAGUUAAAAGGAAAAAUGGCAUCUAGUUUACAGACGCAACAUGAGACGCAAAGCGGAGUUUAUACGUUCUCCAGUCGUCCGCGUGCGGUUCCCAACCGCCCCAAAUACAGACAAGCCGCUCCGCUGCUAAAUGAAGAACAGAGCAGUUAUGGAAACAUCAUGUAUGACCGACGUGUUGUCAGAGGAAAUACAUACGCUCAACAUAUCCUACCCAUUACAUCUGAGCCAGAUCCAAUUGAGUUCCUGAGACAGCAGGAGGCCAGAAAAAGAGCUUUGUCCAGAAAACGACUGAAGGAGCAGUUUGGCCCAAAAACACCAGAACCACUAGAGGGCAGAAUGAACAUAGAUGUGCAGACAGAGAUGUAUCUGGAAGAGCUGAGCGAUCACAUAGAGGAUGUCAGCGUGGAAUGCCAAACAGACAUGUUCCUGGACAAACCAGCCACUCCCCUCUUCAUCCCAGCCAAAAGUGGACGAGAUGCAGCCACACAGAUAGAAGAGGGAGAGCUGUUUGAUUUUGACAUGGAGGUCCAGCCCGUGCUGCAGGUGUUGGUGGGAAAGACAAUUGAGCAGGCAUUGCUGGAAGUGCUGGAGGAGGAGGAGCUGGCCAACCUGAGGGCCCAGCAGCAGGUGUUCAAGGAGAUCCGUGAUGCUGAGCUGGUGGAGGUGCAGAGGCUGGAGGAGAGGGAACGGCGCCUCCGUGUGGAGAAGGAGAACCGGAUAAAGCAGCAGAAGGCAGCGCUGGAAAAAGAGAAGGAGACAGCAGAUAAAAUUGCUGCGAGAGCAUUUUCUCAGCAGUAUUUGUCUGACUUGUUGCCCUCAGUCUAUUCCAAUCUAAAUGAUUGUGGCUACUUCUAUGACCCUGUGCAGAGAGAUAUAGAGACCGAAUUCCUCCCUUGGCUGAUGGAAGAAGUCACCAGUACUUUAGAACGAGGAUAUGUAGCAAGAACAGUGCUUGACAUGCUCAUUCAAGACGUCACUAACCAAAGGCGUGAGGCCUUUCAGAUGAAAGAAUAAACUCCUUCAUGCAAUUUCCCAUUAGAGGUCAUACCAGGAAACAAGUCAAAUCUGAAGGAGUUCAUGCAUUCUUCAUAAACAUCUGAAUAAAUUUCUUCUUAUUAUAAAUGUAUUUUUCAUAUAUUAUUUGAAUAAAAUUUCGAAAAAUAUGCCCAUUGUGUUUUUAACUGCACUUCCAGAAAAACACUGUAGUUGGCGCUGCGGAGUCUGAAAAUACUGACCUUCACUCAAACUCUAUUUCUAACCUGUAAUGCAGCUGUACUGUAUGGAAAACUUGUGACCGACUCUCGUUAAUAUUUAGAGUCUAUUUAAAAUUUGUAGAAGUGGCAUUGUAGAAUUAUAGGAGUAUUAUGAAUAUAUUAAUUCUGAUUACAUGUCCUCAUAUGCUGUAGCACAGAGGAGCUGUCGUCCAAAC